AACACCCCGCAUUGGACCGACCCCCAACGUUUAUUACGCCAAAUCUCUCCCACAACAGCAUCUGGAGAGAGCAGACAGGCGGCCAUCAUGAAUCAGAGAGAGCAGAUGGAGCAGAGGGGGCAGUGGAGGAUCACAGUGUGGGAAGAGGAGAACUUCCAGGGCAAGCGCUGCGAGUUCAUGCUGGAGUGCCCGAACAUUCUGGACAGGAAUUUCCAAAAGAUCCGCUCUAUCAGGGUGGAGAAUGGCCCCUGGGUGGGUUAUGAGUACCCAGAGUUUCAGGGUCAGCAGUUCAUCCUGGAGAAAGGAGAUUAUCCCUGCUAUCAGGCCUGGAGCGGAAACAGCAGCUACCGCACUGAGCACAUGCUCUCCUUCAGACCCAUCAAAUGCGCUAAACACAGUGAUAGUAAAAUUACCCUGUAUGAGUGUGAGGACAUGAUGGGACGCAAGUUUGAGAUGUGCGAUGACUAUCCUUCUCUUCAAGCCAUGGGCUGGUGCAGUAAGGAGGUUCCUUCUAUGAAAGUCAACAAUGGAGCAUGGGUGGGCUACCAGUUUCCAGGUUACCGUGGAUACCAGUAUAUCUUUGAGAGAGACAGACGUCAGGGAGAAUACAGGAACUAUAAUGAGUUCGGCACCCAGGCCCACAGCAAUCAGAUCCAAUCAAUCCGCAGAAUUCAGCACUAACUCCGCCCCCGCUCUUCUCCUAUUGGCUACUGUGAAUCAAGUGACAGCAUGAUAUGAGACGAAGUAUAGGCAAUAAACGAUUUUCAAACUCCAGAAAAAAAGUGUGCCAUUCCUUUUAUAAAACCCGUGCCAGAAAAUUGUUAGAAAAACAAUUAGAUCGUUAAAAAAAAACUGGAGUGUAAUUAUUUUAUAACAAAUCAAGAUGGAAACCAAGUAUAGCCAACUUAUAAAGAUUUAACAUAUUGUUAACAAACUUUUUCAAUUCAGAUUAGAGAUUUUUAGAUUAGAUUUUUGUUUCAUUUAAUUUUUUUAUUUUCCUUAAUGUCAGACAUAGAAUGUAUUGUUCUUGUCGGAUUGUGUUUUAUUUUCAAUAAACAAAAGCACGAGAUGAUG
This is a messenger RNA of Pimephales promelas (fathead minnow), 1074 nucleotides long. It is a transcript of the gene cryba2a, whose product is annotated as crystallin, beta A2a. Gene Ontology annotation, molecular function: structural constituent of eye lens. The record is from RefSeq and is a predicted model, not a curated record. Lineage: Eukaryota; Metazoa; Chordata; Actinopteri; Cypriniformes; Leuciscidae. Gene Ontology annotation, biological process: lens development in camera-type eye; visual perception.